AUGACUACACCAGAAGAAAGCACAUUUCAAAAUGACAGACGUCAUUCGAGUACCUCAAGAAACAGAUUUGGUUGGGUUAGGCGGUUAAUGCAAGGUCAAAAUAGAACAAACACUUCGGAUCACAUUGAUUCCCAUGCGCAGUUUUCUCACCAUCACCAACCAAACCACAGUCGGCAGUCAGGUGGCCAUUCAGAAACUCAACGCGGGACCACUAGGAGUAGUGAUACAAGUAGGGCAAGACGUAAUUCAGAACCUUUGAUAAGGGAUGAUCCGGAAACCAGUUUAACGCGCAGUGGAGAUGAGGCAGAGGAUUUCAGUACUACACUUCGUUUUGAAGAAAACGACCACAUUCACCGUAGCUCCUUCCAAGAUAGCUAUGGUGAUCAAGACCAUGAUGGAGGUUAUAAUGAUAGCGAUCAAAAUACCAAUAAUAGCGAAGACAACAUUAGCACCAUUCCUUUGAAGUCUAUAAUUUCAAGGCAGUCAACGAAAAACCCAUCAAUUUUGAGUACUGAUGUCAAUAAUGACCACCUGUCACUUAUUGCCUCAACCGCAGAGACUUCACUUGCACCUAGUGUCCAUGCAUCAAACAACAACAACUAUACCGUAGCUCCACAUCAUCAACAAAACAACCUUAAUACUCCAACUGUUGAUGAAGACGGUACAGACACCGGGCCAAGUACGAGUGCUACAUCGGUGACUAUAAACACAGCAACUUCAGCUGGAGCCAGCCAGACUCCCUCGAAUGCGGUACAAGAAGCUGAUAACGAGUCAAUUGUUACCUUGGCUAGCUCAUCAAGAAGAAGAAGGAGAAGAAGUAUCGAUACCAAUUGCAGUACCAACGCAAUUCCACCAGCAUCAAUCAUGGAAAGAUUGAGUGUGCAGCCCACUGCAGCGAAUAGCAUGUACGCCAAUAGUAUUCGAACUGGGAACUUUGAUAGAAGCAGUCAGUUAUCACAUUAUGAUGAUCAAGGUAGCUCAGUGAGGAGUUUUUAA
Lodderomyces parapsilosis is the source of this 996-nucleotide messenger RNA. RefSeq lists its product as uncharacterized. The transcript is spliced from 2 exons. Lineage: Eukaryota; Fungi; Ascomycota; Pichiomycetes; Serinales; Debaryomycetaceae. The record is from RefSeq and is a predicted model, not a curated record. The coding region runs from base 1 to 996 and encodes 331 amino acids.